Hemiscyllium ocellatum (epaulette shark) is the source of this 8250-nucleotide messenger RNA. RefSeq names its product membrane primary amine oxidase-like. The record is from RefSeq and is a predicted model, not a curated record. The transcript is spliced from 4 exons. Gene Ontology annotation, cellular component: plasma membrane. Bases 61 to 2316 code for a protein of 751 amino acids. Gene Ontology annotation, biological process: amine metabolic process. Gene Ontology annotation, molecular function: quinone binding; primary methylamine oxidase activity; copper ion binding. Lineage: Eukaryota; Metazoa; Chordata; Chondrichthyes; Orectolobiformes; Hemiscylliidae.
AUCUGGAUGUUGUUACUCCUGAGCUCCUGAACAGGGGAAAAGCUAUUUCCCUGGUUCGCCAUGAAUUUGAAGAUUUUGAUCGCUAUUUUGGCGGUGGCUCUUGUCGCGAUUAUAGCCCUGAAUUGGAUCUUAAUAGUGGGCUUCGCGAAAUCGGUAAAUUGUAAGUACACCAAGUUUACAGAUGUGCUGGAGGAGAUGCAUGGGCAGAGGUUUCAGAGUCAGGUAUUUCAAGAUCUGGACAGUGAGGAGCUCACCAGCGUGGUGCAGUACCUGAGGCAGAAGAUUACAGUGAGGCUGGUGAACUGCAGUGAAGCCCUUCCAUCAGACAAUUACAUCUACAUGAUCGAACUGCACCUCCCCCCAAAAAGUGAGGUCUUAAAGUUUUUGGAUAAGCAGGAAAGCCAGCCGAGGAGAGAAGCCAGAGCGGUGGUGGUAUUUGGAGCUCAGAGUGAGCCUAAUAUCACGGAGUAUGUGGUGGGACCCCUUCCUCAUCCAACCUACCACAAAGACAUUUCUUCCCAGAAAUACCAGAACCUGAGUUUUCAGGCCAGACCUGUGACAGGCUUCGAAUAUAAAACCAUCAUUGCAAGAAUGGGAUUGGAAAAAGCCUCUCGGGUUAUUCGGGAAAGUUUCGGCUUAGACUGGGAAACUCUGAUCUACAUGGACUCUGCCCCUCGCGGUUUCAAAGCGGGGGACCGGGAAACCUGGUUCCCGUUCUUCAGAAACAUGAGCGGCCUCUUCAUGCACCCAUUGGGCUUUGAGGUGCUCAUAGACCACAGCAGCACCAAUCCCUCUCAGUGGAAGGUGAAGCAGGUCUUUUACAAUGGCCAGUACUUUGAUAGCAUUGAGGAAUUGGUCGCUCAGUAUGACCGUGGCACUGUGAGGAAAAUCCGACUGCACCGAGAUCCAUCCGAUCCGGACUAUGCCUCAGUGAAACCCCACGUCCAACAUAAAUCUGUCUCCCCUUUGCAAUAUGAACCCCAGGGUCGCCGUUACUCUGUGCUCUAUAACCAUGUGAGGUAUUUCAAUUGGCAAUUUGCUUUCCGCCACAGCACUGUCAAUGGGCUGCAGUUGUUCAAUAUCCAAUUCAGGGAAGAAAGAAUCGCCUAUGAAUUGAGUGUGGAGGAGCUCAACUCUGUGUAUGGAGGUGACUCGCCCUCCUUAAUGAGGACCAAGUUUCUUGACGUCAGUUAUGGAAUUGGCAAAUCUGUCAAUGAACUGGUGAGAGGGGUGGACUGUCCGUACAGUGCAACCUUUAUAGACACUGUUCACUUCUCAGAGAGUGAGAACCCAAGGCGGAUCAAGAACUCCAUCUGUAUUUUUGAACAGAAUAAGCAAUUGCCCCUCAGGCGGCACUAUUUCAGCUGGAACACACCUCUCUCUUACGGGGGAGUGGCCGACUGUGUGCUGAUCAUAAGGUCAGCCUCCACCGUGGCCAACUAUGAUUAUAUCUUCGAUUACGUAUUCCACCACAACGGUGUGAUUGAGACCAAGGUCCAUCCCUCAGGAUAUGCCCUGACUACAUUUUUUUAUGAGGGCAGUCUUCUGUAUGGAGCAAAACUCGAAGAGAACGUUUUGGGGAAUAUUCACACUCAUUUCUUGCAUUUCAAGGCGGAUCUGGAUGUAGCAGGAACACGUAACUCGAUUGAAACAAAGGAUGUGGCAUAUGAGCUCAAAUCAGUCCCAUGGAGAGAUGAUCAGAAGAUAUAUGUAGCCACUGUGAAAAAGCAGAUAUUAGAGACAGAAAACCAGGCUGCUUUCAGAGCUGGGACAAAAAUGCCUAGAUAUCUGAAUUUUGUAAAUCAAGAUCUUAGAAAUAAGUGGAACCAUUAUCGUGGUUAUAGGAUUCAAGUGGUGAGCUUCAAUCCUGACAGUGUACCUGAAGAAAUUCCAGAAGAAAAAGCUAUUUCCUGGCAAAGGUACCAGUUGGCAGUGACAAAGUACAAAGAAAGGGAACAAAGAAGCAGCAGCAUUUACAAUCAGAAUAACCCUUGGAAUCCUGCUGUUUAUUUUGCUGGCUUUAUUGAUGAUGAAAAUAUUCAAAAUGAGGAUCUGGUAGCUUGGAUUACAGCCGGCUUUCUCCACAUUCCCCACUCAGAGGAUGUUCCAAAUACUGCCACAGCUGGAAAUGGUGUUGGCUUCUAUUUAAAGCCAGUAAACUACUUUCAGACUGAUCCAUCUAUUAGUGCCGAAGAUGCUGUCUACAUUGACUCUGCUCUGGAUGUAGAAAGAUGCGAGAACAACCCUGUAGCAUGUACACCAGAGUAUGCUACCUGUAUUCCCUAUUUCCCAGAUUUUACCUAUGGAACAGACUGAAAAUAGUAGCUGUUAAUAAUUUAACAGGAUGUAAUUAGAUUGAAAAGAGAAGUUAAUCAUGACCAUCAUUCCCUCUAAUUUUCUUUCCGCCUGCACUGGACUCCAAGGACCGUGUACAGCAGCAACAUCAGGUACCGAAGUCAAUGCUGUGAUCAGUGUACCAAUGCUGUUUGUCAUGUACGGAACCCUGGAAAUGUUGCACACAUCCAAUUGUGCAGCUUAGAGGGAACUUUGCUCAUGACUAACCAUCGCUUUCAAUGAAACUCUAUUGUUUCUUCGUGAAUGAAUCAUUUAAAUAGACCCCUCAUGAUCCACUUGCAGUUUCUCCAGUUCUACUAAUCACAUUGGGGUUGAUAGACAUUAUGUACAAGCUGUUGUUUUCUUAUAUGGUGGUUAGUAGUCCCAGUAAUCCAAUGUCAAACAAUGAAGGAGAGUACAGAAUGGGCUGCUCAAAUUUCUGCACUUGACACUGACCUUGUGUGCUGGCCAAGCUUCUUUAUUCACCAAACUUUAAUGGACAAGAAAUCCUGCCGAGGACAUGCAGGUCCUCGGCAUCCUCCACCGCUGUUCCCGACGCCUGGAGGAAGAACGCCUCAUCUUCUGCCUUGGAACACUUCAACCCCAGGGUAUCAGUGUGGACUUCACCAGUUUCCUCAUUUCCCCUCCCCCCGCCUUACCCCAGUUCCAACCUUCCAGCUCAGCACCAUCCUCAUGACCCGUCCUACCUGCCAAUCUCCCUUCCUACCCAUCCGCUCCACCCUCCUCUCUGACCUAUCACCUCCAUUCCCACCCCCAUUGACCUAUUGUACUCUUUGCUACCUUCUCCCCAUUCCCCUCCCCCAACCGACCUCCCCAUUUAUCUCUCCACCCUGAAGGCUCCCUGUCUCCAUUCCUGAUGAAGGGCUUUUGCCUGAAACGUCAAUUUUCCUGCUCCUCGGAUGCUGCCUGACCUACUGCGCUUUUCCAGCAUCACUCUGAUCUAAACUCUGGUUUCCAGCAUCUGCAGUCGUCGCUUUUGCCUAAGAAAUCCUGCUAGUCUGCAGCAACUACCACACUCAAAUUCUAAGCAUGUACAGCUAAUGCACAAAGCUCAGUGACUAGAGAAUAACUCUCCCUUAAUUCCCUACUGGUUGAAAACAGCACAUUUAGUACCUGGUUGGCUUGUUGAGUGACCUCUUCAUGCCUUGUUGUAACUGUUGAUUUAAGUGACCAAGUGACAGGUAAGGGAACUUUACAUGUUUGGGCUUAGACUGACACUUCAUGACAACAUAAUGAAAGAUGUGUCAAAGCCAUGGUACAAUGCUUGAAAUGUCUCAAAGUUAAGAUUGGCUGCAUCAGUUAUGACUAAUUAAACAUUUUUAACCAACUUAAUUUCCAAGUUUGUUAAAGAACUUUGAGGAUUUUUAAAAUAUUUUGAAAGCUCCAGUCCAAAAGGAGAGUUGAUUUUAAUGAAGUCAAAGGUUUCUAGUGAUUCACAAGUCAAAUGUUAUUUUUAUUAUGUGGAAUUUCUGAAUUUUCUAGCAUAUUUUAGGAGUGAGAGGGAUUAAAUUCAAUGAUUUAAGGGCAGCACGGUGGCUCGGGUCCCCGGUGCUUAGCACUGCUGCCUCACAGCAUCAGGGACCCAGGUUUGAUUCCCGCCUCAUGCAAUUGUCCAUGUGGAGUUUGCACAUUCUCCUUGUGUCUGUGUGGAUUCCCUUCCGGGUGCUCCGGUUUCCUCCCACAAUCCAAAGAUGUGCUGGUCAGGUGAAUUAGCCAUGCUAAAUUGCCCAUAAUAUUUGGGGAUGUGUAGGUUCGGUGCACUAGUCAGAGGUAAGUAUAGGGAAUGGGUCUGGGUGGGUUGCUCUUCGGAGGGUCAGUGUGGACUUGUUGGGCUGAAGGGCCUGUUUCACACUGUAGGGAUUCUAUGAUUCCAUUUGUUUCUUUUCCCCAAACAAGUCAUAAAGUUAGUUACGACAAGCAUAAUGGAGAUUUGUUUAUCUUAUCUCACUGUUAGAUAGAAUUGUUACUUUAUAAACAACUUUACUUUUUUUACAUUGCAAGCAAGUACAUCCAUGGGCUACAUAUUUCAGUGUUAUAAACUGAAUUACUUUGGCAUAUCCCAACAAUAAUGUGCUAAAUAUUUUAUUUCUUCUAGACAUUAAUGGGCCACUUUUGCAAAAUAUAUAUAUGUAUUAUAUAUAAAGGACUAAAUAAAUGUAUCAACCAUGGUCAUCGUCAGAGGUACAUAACCAAUAAAGCUUUUGAAUCACAAACUUUGUCACUGGGAAAGCCUGGUAGUGACCACUGUUACCAAGUGAAAAGUGUUCUUUUAAAAUUACUGGUAAUGCUGCAUCAGGGUAACCGUCUUAAGCAAUAAGGCCAUCUGUCAAUUUUAAAACGGUGUGUAUUGCAGGUUUACACUGGUUAGACUGGAUCUGUGGUUUCUCAUUUUACAUCAGGUGGUGAUAUGGAAACUAUACCAAGAGCAGUCAUUUUUUUCCCGAGGAAAUGUAAUCUCUGUAAAGUGGUUUGGUUAGAUUGCUGUUGAGGAAACAAAAUGACACCAUCAACAUAAAUGUUUUCAUUUCCUUGUUGCAUCUGCAUCACAGUGGCUCAGUAAUUAGCACUGCUCCCUCACAGUGCCAGGGACCCGGGUUCAAAUCCCACCUUGGGCAACUGUGCAAACUCCACAUAGACAUUCUCCCCAAGUCUGCGUGAGUUUCCUCGGGUGCUCCAGUUUCCUCCCACAGUCCAAAGAUGUGCAGGUAAGGUGAAUUGGCCAUGCUAAAUUGCCCGUAGUGUUAGGUAGAUUAGUCAGAGGUAAAUGUAAAGGAAUGGGUGUAGGUGGGUUGCUCUUCGGAGGGUUGGUGUGGACUUGUUGGGCUGAAGGGCCUGUUUCCACACUGUAGGGAAUCUAAUCUAAAAAUCAGGAUCCAUUCUAUGGACUUUGUAUACUAGCUUAGUGUAAAGAUUUUCUUUUUUAACUAUUUAUUUUACAAAGAUUAACAACACAGAUUUAAGUGGCUGUCUUCCUUAAAUGUUCAUUGCUGAUGUCCUGACCAACUCCUUAUGAUUAUGCUAAAGAGUGCAUUUGAUCCCGUGAAAGUAAAGGCAGUGAAGUCAGAUCACCUCAGUGUUACCUUUGUUUAAUACAAUAACUGUUCUCACUUUUCUCUGUUUAGGAAUCAUUUCCUUUUAGAUUCACAGAAUUGAUUGAUGAAGUGUUGCUCGUUAAGCAUUAUGAAAUGGCAGACUGUGUAGUGUUCAGGAGUUUUGGCAUACCUGUUGCUGUAAUCACCAGUUUGGGUCAUAUAUUUUGUAAAAUAAUUAAAUUCAUAGUGAUUUCAAAUCAGGCAUUUGAAAUCAUUUUGGCAUUUUGUAACCACACAACACUGGUCACCAUACUAAGGGAAGAAUGUUACUGCAUUACCAGAAGUUCAGAGCUGGAUUACUCAACUUACUAGAAUGAGCAAUUGACUUAUGAGAAAGGCUGAAUAGGCUAAGCCAAUAGCCUCUGGAAUUAAGAGUCAGAGGUGACUUAAUUGAAACCGAAGAUCCUGAGGGGACUUGAUUGGAGAAUGUCAAAAGGGUUUUUCCUCUUGUGAGAGAAUCUAAAACUAAAGGUCAUCGUUUUUAAAAAAAGGGACACUCCGUUUAAAACACAGAUAUCACAGCAUUUUUUCACUGAGUUGAGAGUCUUUGGCUGUCCUCCCCACAAAAGGCAGUGGAUACAGCAUCUUUAAACAUUUUUAAGGGAGAGGUAGUUUGAUUCUUGAUUACCAAGAGGUUGGAAGGUUAUUGGGGCUAUGCCGAAAUGUGGGAUUGGAUUUCAAGUCGGAUCAGCUAUGUCUUAUUAAAUGGGAGAGGAAGCUUGAAGGACUUAAUGGUCUACUCUUAUUCCUUGUUGACACGUUUUUAAAAAAUUAUGUGGGACUUGAAAUAUAGCUUUCAUCUUUUCAUAUUUUAAAACUGCAAAACACUGUCUAUAAUAUAGCAGCAAUAACAGCUUACAUUUAUAAAGCUUCUGUAAUGAAAUAAAAUGUCCCAAGGUGCUUUGCACGAACAUUUGAAAACAAGGUAUAACAUUAAGCACAUGAGAAGAUAUUAGGUCAGAUGUCUACAACUAUGGUCAAGAAGGUUGAUUUUAAGGAAUGUUUUAUAAACAGAAAGCAAAGGAGCAAGUUAUAGGAGGGUAUUGCAGAAUUUAGGACAAAGAUAAAUAAGGGCACGAUCACCAUUAUUGAAGUGAUUAAAGACUGAGGAUGUACAAGAGACAAGAGUUAGGUAAACGAAGAUAGAAAGUUUGAGGCUAAAAUAGAAUGCGGAGGGAAGGGGACAAAGCCAUGGAGAGAUUUGAAAAUAAGGGUAAAAAUUUAGAAAUCAAGACAUAGCUUGGCAGGAGCACAGGGGUGUUAGCACAAUAGGAUUUGGUGAAAUUAAUGACGUGGUCAGCAGUGUUUUGAUCGACCUCAAAUAGGAAAACUUGAUGCAACUCAGUUACAUGUUCCCUGUUGCCCAAAUCUUCCCCACCAUGAUAACCAAGUCAGUCUAAAGCUGCAAAGGUUAUGUAAUUAAAAUUCAUUGUUUGUGAACUGAAGAGGGAUUAAUGGAAAUAAUUUAUAUUGUUGCCUUUUUGGAGUUGGAUUUCCAUCUGAAAAUGUGAUGAAUAUGGGGAUUACACAUCAGCUGCUGAUUACUAUUAAGCACUAACUUUUGGUAAAUACACAAAAGGUGCCAUUAGUGAUACAAAGAAACAUUUGAUAAACCUCAAAGUCUUAGGUUUGAACUGUCGUUGAGUAACACCUACAUCAUAAUAAGAGAUUCAGAUUGGUUCAAAAUAUGUCAAGUUGGUUGAGGGCAGCAGUAACAUUGUGCUCCACCAGGAUUCUAGCUGAUCAACACUAUCCACUAAUUUGAUUGAGAAAUCUGAGAGUAGCUGUUGAUUAUAUAAACCUUGAGUGUGCCCCAUCUUAAAUCAGUGAGGAGAAAUGGGCAAAUAAAAAAUGAACAAUUUUUAAAUCGAGAUGAAUGAAUUACCCAGGUUCAGUUCCCGACUCAGGCGACUGUGUGGAGUUUGCACGUUCUCCCCGUGUCUGCGUGGGUUUCCUCCGGGUGCUCCAGUUUCCUCCCACAGUCCAAAGAUGUGCGGGUCAGGUGAAUUGGCUAUGCUAAAUUGCCUUUAGUGUUAGGUAAGGGGUAAAUAUAGGGGUAUGGGUGGGUUGCGCUUCGGCGGGUCGGUGUGGACUUGUUGGGCCGAAGGGCCUGUUUCCACACUGUAAGUAAUCUAAUCUAAUCUAAUCUAAUCUAAUCUUUGAACCACAUUUCUAAGGCUGUCUCAUUCUAUGGUAAAGCAGCAAUCGUUCGCUUCAGAAGGUGGCACUGUUCUCCAAUACUUCUGUAGUUCAAUUAUUUACAUACUUUUAAUAAAGAUCACGUUAAAUGUUAUUUAGACUCCAUGUGGUACGCUAUCACUGAAUUAUAUAGGCAAGAUUUUAACUGAGGAAUUCAGGUGGUCACUGUAAUUAUUGUAAAGUCUCAGCAUGCCAGUUGUGUGUCAUUUAGCUUUGUUGGCUGCAUGGCUGGUUGGUUUAUGAAACAGGAUGACACCAAAAGUGCAGGUUCAAUUCCUGUACUGACUGUGGUUAUUGUGCAGGUCUUGCCUUCUCACCCUUGUCUGAGGCGUUUUUAACUUCUAUGUUUAAUUUACUACCAGUUGUGUAUCUCUAAUGAGAGAGUGCGACAAUGUGACUUUAAAUGCCAAUACCAAAUUUGCUUCUGACUCUUUAAAAGUAUAUUUAACCCUUUUUAUUCGGAAUGAUCUUAAAAUAAGGAGUAAUUUGAUGCACUUGAGUGAAUCGUAUAUUCAUGCAGUAAUUUGCAGUUAUUUCCAUUUUUUAAAUUGACAAUUAUAUAUGUAACUAUUAGUCAACAGAAAACAAUGUAACUUCCUGUAUA